UGCCCCAUUCUCCUUGAUUUUGUCAUCUUAUAAAUAUUUGGCGAUUGAUAUGAUUUCCGAAGCGUCUCCAUCUAUAGUUUUAGGCGAAAAGCAGACCCACAUUUAUUUCUACAGAACAAGAAGCCAUUUCAAAUAGGAAGUUACGUGCCUAGCGACGUAAAAUUGACUCGUGAUUUUCUAGUUUCUAAACUAAAAUAUUUAAAACACGCCUUCUACAGUUCACAAAACCGGUAGUUGAAAAAAAUUAGGAAUGUUUACUGGAAGCACGUGGAGCGAUAAACAAAAUAAUGUUUGUUCUGCUUAUUACGAGGCCAGUAAGUUCAGCGAACUUGUGUCUCAGUGUUUCCUUUCCUACCUCUUCUUCUUAUUGUUAUAAUUUUCUCCAUCCGUCUUGUAUACGAGGAUGUCUUUCAGCGUAUAAGUUCCAUUUUGGUGUUUCAAAGGCUGAACACUGACCAAGUAUGUCUUCGGCGCCAGUGAAUGGUCCACAGGUAUGGACCUGAACAGUAAGAAGAAUGUCAAGAUAUUUCAGAAUCCUAUUGACGUCAUUGGCACUACUAACAGUUAACAACAGUAACUGCCAGUGUAGUGAAAACAGUGAUCAGACUAUUCUCUCGAGGAAACUACGUUACGUAUUCUUUCCUGAAGGCAGCACUAUGGGGACCAGUGGCGAUGUCUCCGAAGCUUGGUUCGCCGAGGCCGAUUAUCACGUUCCAGAAAUCUCGUCCACCUUGCCUCCUCUCUUCGAUGAUGAGAGGUCAAGCCGAAUUUCUAGAGACCUGAACAGAACAGGGGUGUACACCAUGCUGGAGAAAACAUUUCACAGAUUCGGUUUCAACGGAAGAGAGUGUCUUCUAAGGACAAUCUGCGAAGUGUCAGCUUAUGAGUUACAUCGGAACAAGCACAAUGGAUUGUUUGGUGACCUCUUUCACAUUGUGUUUACUCUAACUACUAUGGUAAUACUAGCCGUCCAACCAGGCAACUAUCUACUGGAACAGAAAACAGAACUACCCAUUAUGACAAGGAAAGUUCGACACAUAAUAUUCCCAGAAGGCACCACAAUGGGGUUAUUUUUAAGUGCAACAAUCCCUCUUGAAAACAAAGAAGAUGUAUAUGUCGGCUGGUUCUUUGAAGCCAAUUAUCACGUUCCAGAAUAUCCCCAGUACUUAUUCUCUGAAAAUGAGAAUUCUAGAACGUCGAGAGGUAUGGAUAGGCGCAGAACAUAUGCUGUGUUGGAGAAUUUAUUUCAAAAAUUUGGUUUCCAGGGCAGAGAAUGCCUACUAAAUACCAUAUGUGAAGCUGCUAACACUCAGUUGUUUCAAAGUAGCGAAAAUGGACUUUUAGGCGAUAUUCUUCACAUUUUAUUCACUCCGUCUUCAUCUUUGGACGAAAAGCUAUCUCCAGCUUUUAAUAUCGCAGAAGAACAUGGAAGAAACGGAGAAGACUGUAGGCUUGCAUAUCCGAAAUGCUCCAUUGGAAUUCUGGAUGUUAUAACAAGACUUGAAGAUUAACAAUUCGUAUCUUAGUGUCAAUUACACUCGAAAAGAAAUGUCUCACACCAAGAAGACAAGACUGUAUUAAUAUGAAAAAGAAUUCCAGGGAUGAUGUUGAAACUAAAAAUGUGAUCGAAUAUCUACGGAGGGACCAGUGAAAUUGAACAUUUUCUUCAUAUACAACGAAAAUAAUAUGAAAUGGAGCUAACAAACAUCUCGGCCGAGUAGUUAACAUUUCUACUUCGCAUUUGGCAGGUUCCGGGUUAAAAUAUCAGCCCGGAGAACGGUUUCCAUGACUGAAGUUCGUGACUUUUCUCAGUCCCUGAAGUGAAAUGCUACAAUAGUUUUUGUAAAUCAUUCCACUCUCACUUCGUUCCUAGAGCUUCCAAUUCCUUAUUCACCAAUCAUCAGCUGUUUGAUGUUGUAUUAUCUGAGCAAUUGAAAACAUUUCUAAAAAAUAAAUAAAUAA
Molecule: messenger RNA, 1962 nt
Organism: Zootermopsis nevadensis
Lineage: Eukaryota; Metazoa; Arthropoda; Insecta; Blattodea; Termopsidae
Source: RefSeq, a predicted model, not a curated record